This is a messenger RNA of Necator americanus (New World hookworm), 426 nucleotides long. RefSeq lists its product as uncharacterized. Bases 1 to 426 code for a protein of 141 amino acids. Lineage: Eukaryota; Metazoa; Nematoda; Chromadorea; Rhabditida; Ancylostomatidae. The record is from RefSeq and is a predicted model, not a curated record. The transcript has a single exon.
AUGACGAUCUGUACUUAUAACGCACGUAUGCUUGCAUCGGAAGCGGCCAUCGAAGAUCUGAUGAUGCAAUUCAAGAAGAUCAAGUACGACGUCAUCGGACUGACCGAGACGAGACGACGUCACCUUCUCAACGCCGUAUAUGAAACUGGAGAAGAACUGUUCUUAGGAACAUGCGACAGUAGAGGUGUUGAUGGAGUUGGCAUCCUCGUCAACACGAAUAUGGCAAAGAAGAUCGACUCUUUCGAACAACUUACGACCCGAAUCGGACGUCUGCGGAUGAGAAGAUGCGGUCCAACACCAGCUUUGACUAUCUUCGUCGCUUACGCUACAACAUCAAGCUACGAAGAAGAAGAAGUCGAAGCUUUCUAUAUGGACCUGGAGAAGUUCUACCGAGAAGAGCAUGCCUUCUACGAUCUGUACUUAUAA